AUACUUCGUCUUGGACUGUUUAAUUACUUGAAACAGACGCGAGGCGCCACUCGCUAUCUCCGUCUCCGCGAACCGUCCGUCUUCUACUUCGCCGCGCCGCGCCGCGGUUCUCCGACCGCCGGGGAAGGCCCGAGCGCCGCCCACCGAGACCGCCCCGCGGUCGGGUUACCGCUCUCUUCCCUCUCUUUACUCCUGUAUAAGCUCGGGAGUCCUCCCUCUCUCUGUCUAUAGCUCUGGCUUGGUGAGGACAUCGAGGACGGAACUAGGUGGAGGAGAUUUCUAGGAUUUUAGGACUGGAUUUGUUUGUUUUUUUAUUCUUGAACAUUGGAGAUUGAUGAGAAUCCAAGGAAAGAUUCGGCAUAUAUGACGACGGGAACCCCUGGGCGAUCGAUGCCGGCGGCGUUUGGAGGUGGUUUUGACAUGGAAUGGCAGAUCUCCUCAGCUACGAGAGCAGCCACAAGGAUGUUGCCGAGGAUGAGUUGUCAUUGAUUUCGCUAUCGAGUGAUGGGAAAAGAAGUUUGAGAUUAGCAUCUGUUUCAAACAUCAUUCAUGGCCAAAGAACCAUAUGCGAGGACAAAGUUGAGGAAGAGGUGUGGUUUGCAGGACUUAAGGCAUUGAUUUCAUCAGGUCAAUCUGGACGUUCAAAAAUUGAUGGAUGGAGGGAAGGCGGACUCUACCUUGAUGAUAUAGAGGACUUAACAUCUAACAGUCCAAGUGACAGAUCCAUUGGCACCAUAGUGGAUGCUAGUUCUCCAGACAGCAAUCUAAAUACGAAUACUUUGUCUGUAGUCUCAUCAUCUGAAAGUUUCGUAUGCUUAGAAAGAUCAGAUGUAACAAGUAUGCAAGUACAAGGGGCCACUUCUGAUGUUUUCAGAGUCAGUGUUUCUAGUGCCCCAAGCACAUCCAGUCAUGGUUCUGCACAGGAUGACUGUGAUGCCUUUGGGGAUGUGUAUGUAUGGGGUGAGCUCACAUGUGAUUAUUCUGCAAGGGCUGGUGCUGAUAGAAAUAUUAGUUAUUUUAGUGGUAGAAUUGAUACCCUUCUACCUAAGCCUUUAGAAUCCAAUUUAGUUUUGAAUGUUCACCAUGUUGCCUGUGGUGUCAGGCAUGCUGCUCUUGUUACAAAACAGGGAGAGGUAUUUACAUGGGGUGAAGAAUCUGGAGGGCGUCUUGGCCAUGGUGUUGGAACAGAUGUUAUCCACCCUCAUCUUGUCAAAUUUUUGGCAGCCUGUAAUGCAGAUUUUGUUGCUUGCGGGGAGUUCCAUACUUGUGCUGUAUCUGUGGCUGGCGAACUUUAUACUUGGGGAGAUGGUACUCAUAAUGUAGGGCUUCUUGGUCACGGUGAUGAUGCCAGUCACUGGAUACCCAAGAGAGUUUCAGGACCACUGGAAGGGCUUCAAGUUGCUUAUGUCACUUGUGGCACCUGGCACACAGCCUUGAUAACUUCCACCAGGCAAUUAUUCACAUUUGGUGAUGGAACAUUUGGUGUCUUAGGACAUGGAGACAGAGAAAGUGUUUCACAUCCAAGAGAGGUAGAAUCGUUGAUUGGUUUGAAGACAAUUGCUGUUGCAUGUGGUGUGUGGCACACUGCUGCAAUAGUAGAGGUUAUGGUUGCUCAAUCUAGUGCCAGUAUGUCAUCUGGAAAAUUGUUCACUUGGGGUGAUGGGGACAAGUAUCGCCUUGGUCAUGGUGAUAAGGAGUCACGACUUGAGCCCACUUGUGUGGAUUCACUGGUUGACUACAAUUUUCACAAGCUAGCUUGUGGCCAUAGUCUUACAAUUGGCUUGACGACUUUGGGAAAUGUUUUUACCAUGGGAAGCACCGUUUAUGGUCAACUUGGCAAUCCCCAAUCUGAUGGGAAGCUUCCAUGCUUAGUUGAAGAUAAGCUUGUUGGCGAAUCUGUGGGAGAGGUUGCUUGUGGUUCAUACCAUGUUGCAGUUUUAACCACCAGGAGUAAAGUUUACACAUGGGGAAAAGGAGCCAAUGGAAGACUUGGCCAUGGAGACCUUGAAGAUCGGAAAACACCUACACUUGUUGAAGCUUUGAAGGACAGAGGUGUUAAACACAUCGCAUGUGGUGCAAACUUCACGGCUGCCAUAUGUCAACAUAAAUGGGUAUCUGGUGUGGAGCAGUCUCAGUGCUCAGCCUGUAGACAAGCAUUUGGCUUCACUCGAAAGAAGCAUAAUUGCUAUAAUUGUGGACUUGUGCACUGCUAUGCAUGCAGCUCAAGAAAAGCUCUGAGAGCUGCAUUGUCUCCUAAUCCUGAAAAACCUUACCGUGUUUGUGACUCCUGUUAUGUCAAAUUGAGCAAAGUGUUGGAAUCUGGCGGGACUAAUAACAAGAGAAAUGCUGUGCCCCGCCUCUUAGGAGAAAGCAAAGAUAAAUUUAACAAAGCAGAUUUGAAAUCAUCUAAGAAUUUGUUGCCCAGUAACCUGGAUUUGAUCAAAAUUCUUGAUAUCAAGGCAGCUAAAUAUGGUAAGUGGACUGACACCUUGUCUUUGAUUGGGGCCUCUCAUGUUAAUUCACUGUUACAGUUAAAAGAUAUUGCUUUUGCUGGUGGGUCUGAUUUUCGCCGAGCAGUUCCCAAAGCAGUCUGCAUAUCAGCGGUUCAAUCUGUAAAUCCUUUGAGGGCUGUUUCACCUUUCUCUAGAAAACAUAGCCCUCCACGUGCUGCAACACCUCUUCCUAGAACUUCAGGGCGUUCUUUCUCUAAAAAUAUUGCUGACAGUCUGAAAAAGACAAAUGAACUCUUGAGUCAAGAAGUUCAGAAACUGCAUGCUCAGGUUGAGAAUCUGAGGCACCACUGUGAACUUCGAGAAUUUGAGUUGCAGAAAUCACAAAAAAAAGCUCAGGAAGCCAUGGCACUGGCUGCAGAGGAAUCUGCAAAAUCCAAAGCUGCAAAGGAAGUUAUAAAAUCAUUAAAAGAUCAGCUUAAGGACAUGGCAGAGAGAUUGCCCACUGGGGUCUAUGAAAAUGAGAUAAACCCAGCAUAUCUGCCAAAUGGCAUUGAGCCACAUGCUAUUCACAACUCCGGUCUGAAUGGGGAGGACCAGUCAAGAAAUGAUGGAAGUGAUGGUCCAGACAUACCUCCACCCAUGACUAUCGACUCUGCUGCUAUUAAUGGAAGUUCAGACCAAAAUCUUCCACCAAGGGAUAUUCAAGAAGUUAAUGAAAUAAGUCCACAAUUUCAAAACAAUAGGAUUGCAUAUUUGAAUGAAGCAAAAGAGCAUUUGCAUACAGAAUGCCAUGGUAAUGAAGAAAUGCCAACAUCAAGUGGUAGAGCAGAGAAUGUAGAUAGCAAGGGAACAGAGCCCCUUCAAAUUGGCGAGAAUGGUUUUAAGUCUCAAAGCCCCACUUCAUCUAGCAAUGAAGUCGAGGCAGAAUGGGUCGAACAGUAUGAACCUGGUGUUUAUAUCACUCUAAUGGCCCUUCAUGAUGGCACUCGAGAUCUGAAGAGGGUGCGAUUCAGCCGCAGAAAAUUCAAAGAGCAUCAAGCAGAAGCCUGGUGGUUUGAGAACCGUGAAAAAGUGUACAAGAGGUACAAUGUUCAUCGGUUAGACAGAUAGGGCUUCAUCAGCAGCAUUCAACAAUCCGCACAAAGAUCAGAAGAAGAGUUCAUGCCAUCUUCAAAAGUUUAGCAGCAAAAGGAUGAAGGAGAUUCCAAUCAGUAUGUUGGAUAAUUCUAAUUCCACUUCAGACUGUGAUCUGAAUGGCAUACUGGAAAUCUCUAAAGCAAGCUACACUUCCCUCCCACACAAAUAGUAUAUUUAUUUAUUUAUUUGUUUAUGCACUUUUUCUUCCUUGAUUGCACCUUCUCUGUAUCUGCCCUUGCCUGUUGUAUUGUACUGUAUAUAAAAUCAUCAAAUCUGACCAUAUUGUGGGGCACAGAAAGGUGUUUUCCUAUGUAUACCUUUUUUUGUUAGUAAUUGCAGAUGAAAUUUCCUUCUUAUUUAUUUCAUUUUCCA
Molecule: messenger RNA, 3962 nt
Organism: Elaeis guineensis (African oil palm)
Lineage: Eukaryota; Viridiplantae; Streptophyta; Magnoliopsida; Arecales; Arecaceae
Source: RefSeq, a predicted model, not a curated record